Molecule: messenger RNA, 12452 nt
Organism: Podarcis lilfordi (Lilford's wall lizard)
Lineage: Eukaryota; Metazoa; Chordata; Lepidosauria; Squamata; Lacertidae
Source: the annotation of a GenBank genome assembly
GGCGACUGCUACUGGCUGUGAUUGGCGCGAGGGCUUAGUUCCAUCCAGGUGGGAGGGGCGGCUCGCUCUCGGUCUCUCUGUGUCUCCUUUGCAAGCUGAGCAGUGAGUAGCAUCUGCUGCUGUGCGCGAGACCAGGCAAGGAGCAUGUCUGCAGGCAGGGCCAAGAAAGUGAAGAUGGCCACCAAGUCCUGCCCAGAGUGCGACCAGCAGGUAAGGCUUUAGUAGUGUGAAUAAGGAGAUAGACCCGAAAACGUGGACCACGUCCUCCCUGGCUCAGGUUGUGGGUAAAGGAGGACACAUCGAAAUGCCCCAAGUGCUUUUUCUCCAUCCUGAGUUUAACAGCUUACCUUAAGCAUCCAGGUGUGUUGCAUUGCAUUGCAUUGCAUGCCCACAUAGGCAUUGCAUGCCCACAUAGGCAUGUCGAGGACGAGGAUGGCACUCCUCCCCCCCCCGCAAAAGUCUUUGCCUGAAAAACUGCACUGAAUAAUUCUAUUACAUUUGUAGAAUGCAUUUAAAAACAAAUAUUUUGCUUUACACCCCCCAAAGUAUUUGCUGCAAAUGUCAUUGCAUUGUAUUGUUGGCAGCUGCAGUUCCUUGGCAAGAGGACAAGAGGAGGUUUGGAUUGGUGACUUGUGAAGCUUUAAAUAAAGGAAUCCUGUGCUUUUAGCCCCUGCCCUAUAUAAUUUUGUGGCGCUGCGAGUGUUCUGAAUAAAUACAUUCAGUAUGUUCUCUUGAAGAGUUAUCUGGAAGAGGUGACAGAUGGAAGAAUAAUAAGGCUGUUGAACUUGCAAUAUUAAUAUUUCCUGAUGAACAGGAUUAGGGAUUGGCAGUGCACUCCUAUGCACGUCUACUCAGAAGAAUGUCUUACUGAUUUAAUCAGGGCAUAUUCCCAGGGAAGUAUGUAUAAGAUUGCAGCCUUAGGAGCUGAAAAUGAGACUGAAGACUUAUGUACACUCAUAUAUUGAUUUUUGUCUUUUAAAAAUACUGCUGUGCUACUUCCUGUAAAUGAUGGUGUUUGUUCUUGCCCAUGUUUUGUGAUUAUAUCAGUCAAGUUUGACUCUACCACUAUUCCUUUCAAAAGAUGUAGCAGAGGUUUUGAGGUGUUACAACUGUAUGUAGCCCACUGCUGCCCUAUUUAUUGUAUGUUUGAGCUGGAGAUAUAUACACACAGGUACUGUUGUGACCAGGUCACUCAGUGGCUAAACAUCCUUACAUUUGACACCUUGUGUUGCAGUUGAGAAUUGGCUGUUCUUCAUUCUGCUGGGUGAAAAGGUUCAUGAAACUCAAAUAAUUAUAUACCCCACAGUAUUGGUAUGGUAAAAAAUAUUGUGUGUUUCAUACCUUGUUGAAAUAACACAGAAACUUUAAUUAUAUUGAAGAAAGAAGCCUGUGUUUUUCUUUUUUCAAUUCCCAGAUGCUAUAUUUAAUUGUCAUUUUCCUCUGUCCUUAACCUGUUUUGUUUAAGGGGAUUCUUAUUGCAAUUCUCUCCUUAAAACUGAGAUUAUAAAAUACUGGAAGUUGCCUUGGUAGGGGGUCAAUACUAGCAGAACACUGUUGUUGACUCUAAGAAAUGUUAUGUCUGUGGACAGAGCUGGUACAUGUUGCUGCCACUAUGACCUUUUAUUUGCUGAUUUAUUAAUUUCAAUCUUUCAUUUUCCCCAAAUUGCUCAGGGGUGCAGUGAGCCCCCCCCCCCCAUUUAAUCCUCACAACAACCCUGUGAAGUAGGUUAUGCUGAGAGAGACUGACUAGUCUAAGCUCAUCCACAGCUCAGUAGGGAUUUGGUCUUGGGGCCCCCUGGUUUCUCUGUUGGGCACAUUAAUUACUGUUGAUUGGAUUAUGGUAGCAUUUGUCUUUUAAGCUUCAAGUUGAUUUAGUUGAUCUAGUUGAUCUUAGUAGGCCCAGAAUCACUCAAGCUCAAAUCUAUUGGUUCAAUUCAUCUCCUCACAAUGCUUAAUGGGUUUAAGCUGGGUUUGAAACUACUUAACUAGCUUUAGCUCCACACUUCAUGUGACAAACAUGUUGCUGCAUGUAAACUGGGUGUUUACUGUAGCAAACAUGUAAAGUGUGGAUGGCGCGUCUUUGAAUGCCUCAAUAUGCCCUUUGGGGAAAUCCGUCUCAGUCGGGUUUUCUAGAUGCUCCCUUUCUCCCCCAGUUUAUGCGUAUGCUUUAGGAAUCACUACCGUAUGCGCAACAGAUACAUUUUCCAUGUAAAGUGUGGAGCUGCUUUUAAUUAUGGCAUUUUCCUGAUGCAACUUCUCAAUGCUACGCAGUUCCUCACAAAGCAAGGGUUCCUAUUUUGUCAGAUGGGUGUAUUUUACACAGCAUGGAAAAGUUAUUCUGAGAGUACAAGUUUGUAAGUAGCUUAUGGGAUGUCUUGUGGCCCUAUAAGGCCUUGUUUCGCUUGCCCCAGUGAGAAUCUGCUCAGAGUUUAUUUUACCCUCUAAGACUCCUGCAUCACAAACAGCUGUCUCUGGAUAUGUUGGAGUUUAUGCAGUUGUGUCUGGCGUCCGUGUCUUGAUCUUCAACCUUGUGAAAGCAGGCCAACUCGGUUUCCUUUUUUCCCAUCCUAGAGAUUGCCUUUGGAAGGAGUUUGCUCUGUGCAAUCUGUCCUUACCACCCAAGAAGGAGCCUGACUCAAAUGUGGGGGAUUCUGCAUAGCUAUUGCUGUCUCUGCCUGUGCUCCAGUUCUUUCCAUAUGCUCCAUUCACUCUUACCACACUUUUUCGUGUUCUGAGGGGAUUUGCUGAAUGUGUAAUAGGGAGGUAGUCAUCGUGCUCUGGCAGAGUUGUGCCGAAUAAACCGUUCCCCCCCCCUCACAGGCCUAGUGGCACACAGCUGUGAAGAAUGAGAAAUUAAAAAAAGAAAGAGAGCUUAUUAUAAAACAGCUUCUGAUCUUUAGCAUUUAAACACGCCACCCGGCCAGCUUGCUGCUUAGUCAUUUCACGGCUGUAAUUUUUUAAUAUUACGUACAUGCUGUGUUGUGUUAGUGCUCUGAUAAAAGGGCUUGCGGCGGCACCUCAGUUUGACAAUCUCUCAGCCUAACCUGCCUAACAGGAGAGACCCCAUUGCCCUCACAGAGAUACAAUUCUCAAGAGUGGUUUAAGAAGCACCCCUUCUCCCCAGGGAAUUGUAGCUCUGUGAGGUUGAAUAAGGGUCUCCUAACCUGGAGGUUAGUGCCAGAGCUUGGCUAACCGUAGCCAGGCUGUUGCUGUCCAGGUGGGGUUGCAAGCUGGUGCACCAACUCGAUUGGUGAAAUGUACCCAAUGUCACCAGAGACUGCGUUCCUGAUCCUUGACGGGAGUGCAGCCCCAUCAAGAACAGGUUGGACAGAUGAACCAUCUCUUGACAGCACAUCAGGACAAAUACUAAAAGGAAGUACUUCUCCAUGCAGCACGUAGUUAAACUGUGGAAGUCCCACAGGAGGUGGUGAUGGCCACAACCUUGAAUGGCUUUAAAAGAGAAUUAGGCAAAUAAAUUCAUGGAGAAGAGGGUUCUCAGUGGCUACUAGCCAUGAUGCUGUACUGCCACAGUUGGCAGCAGUAAUGCAUCCAAAGGCUAGUUGCCGGAAACAACAGGAAGAGAGUGUGCUUGAAUCCUGCUUCAAGGUUUCCCAAAAGAGGCACUAUGAGAAUAGGAUACUGGACUAGAUGGGCCAUUGGCCUGAUCCAGAAGACUGUUCUUAUGUUCUUUGUUGUCGGGGUGAGCUUUAGUUUAUUGGCUGACAUCCAGUCCACAACUGAUUCUGAGAAUGACUCGGCACUUCCUCACAUGAAUGUGAGAGAAAGGGGAGGGAAUUGUGAAAAUAUUAAUGCCGUCCACCUUCAGAAGACAUCUCAUUCUGUGGUUGUAAAAAGUGGGAGGGGGAUGCCACAGAGCUGAAGUCUAGUCUUUUAGUAUCAUAUUCUGAAAUGGGCCCUCCAGAGAGGUGGAAGAUCACUCAAGCACUGUUUUUUCAACUCCCUAUCCAGAGGGUCAAAUCUAACCGAGUACUAUUCAGAGUAGGCCCAUUGAAGUCGGUGAAUGCAGGUUAGUCAUGGCCAGGUAGUUCAGUUGGUAGAACAUGAGACUUAAUCUCAGGGCGGUGGGUCCCAGCCCCAUGUUGGGUGAAAGAUUCCUGCAUUGCAGAGGGUUGGGCUAGAUGAUUCUUGUGGUCCUUUCCAACUCUAUGAUCCUUUGGUUAAUUUCAGUAGGUCUCCUACUAAGAGGUAUUGGAUGAAAACCAGAGAGCCUAUACUGAAUAUUGGAUGAAAACCAGAGAGCCUAUACUGAAGGGUGCCAUGGCUGAUGUUAUCAGAAGCCUCUGAGGGAUCCAGGAAAAUUGGCGGGGCACACUCCCUCUGUCCUGCUGGUUAACAUGUCAUCAAUCAGGGUGCCCAAGAUGGCUUCUGUAUUGAAAAUAGGCCAAGCUGAAACAGAUCCAAAUUAACAGUUGCAUCCAGGAGUGCCUGAAGUUGUGUGCAUCUUCUUAAUUCUGACAGUCUGCUGCUGUUUGGAGGAGGCUGCUAGUCUUUGCAUUUCCAAUAAUUAGGUGUUUGUGUCGAGGCUGAUUUCAGCAUGCCUCUGCUUUGAGUGAAGGCUUCCCAUUGACAUUUACAAUAGUAGAUCUAACGCAAAUCUUUCAGGCUGCCAUCCUAAACAGGCCUGCCUAGGUGUAAGACCCACUGGAAGAAGAGGUCCUUGUUUCUGAAUGAGCAUGUUUAGGAUUGUACUGUGGUGCCGUUACCUUUUUUUAGCUUUAUACAGUUAUAUAGGUUUUGUGGCCUGGCCUCUUUCAUGCUUUAAGUCUGCAGGCCUUUGCUGACACUGAUAAGUUCAGCUAAGCAUGACAUAGUUUCCUGAGCUAAACAAGUUUAAUUCUCAUCUUUUGGGCCUGGGACGAAAACAAUAAUCGCAGAGAAUCUACUGUGGCAUAAAUGUGUUUUUGAGGAGUUUGGGUUUUAUUUGUUUUCAUACGGUCCUUCACUAAUUAUUUUGAAUUUGUAGGUUAAUAUUUACAGCUACUCAAAGUGUCUUUUCUCAAGUUAUUUGGUGGAAACUUUCGGGGUCCUUACCAAAGGGAGAACAGUUUGAUUUGUAUGAGUUCUCAAUGAGAUGCUGACAUACAGAUUUGGGUAGGAAAAUAAAUUGGCUGUUGAAUAGAGUGCCUCUGAUGAAAUGUUAACAAAAGUAGCACCGAUUUUUAAUCCUCUGCCACAUGUAAAAAAGCACAUUCCUCAGGUUGCAAUCCUGUACUUUUUUUAGCCUGAGGACUGCAUUCUGGGCAACUUUCUGAAGGCCAGUGGUAGCCCGAGCCAGAGGCAAAAGUGGGCGGAACCAGAAAUGUGAAUGUUACCUUUCUACGAUAGGCUCAUUUUGACACACACAUGUCCCUUUGUCUCUUCCAUGCGGACAAGGCCUGAGACGGAGUUUAAGGACCUAUUCCAACCAGGCAAAGAUACUUGAGGUGUGAAGCCUAGGGGAGCCAGAUUAAGAGACAUGAGGGCCGCAUCCAUCGCCUGGGCCUGAGGCUCUCCACUUCUGCUGCACGUAUUUAACUGGGUUGAUUGCCAACCCCACUGGUGUGAGAAAACACAUGCAACAAAUGUGGGUUCAGACAGAGCACCGCUCUCCACAUUAUAUCAAAAUGCACAGAAGGCCAUUCACGCGUGGGGACCUCUUAAGAGAGUGGCAAAUGUAUUUUGGGUCUUCUUUAUGAUGACAGAAACUUUAAUAUUAGUCAGCUGCUUAACCGUAGCUGCAUGCUAGGCUGUAAUCAAAACUAGCCAAUACAACCGAAAGAACUGCAGGGUGUUAACUUAAAAGGGGUUGCUGACGUUUUCCUGGAAAUGGCAGAAUAGAUGGUUGUCGAUUAAGGAAUCAGUGUUUCCACUGAAGCGAGCCUUUUUGUAUGCAAGCAUAGAUCGCUUCAUGAGCAAUGGAACUCCUUCCUUUCUCUGAAUAGCAACUUUGUGCUGCCUCGGAAACUGCUUCUGAAAAUUGUGGGGGUGGGACGCUUCUUCCUGUUUUCUUCACUGGAUGUGGAAGCUCCAUGACUUCUGGCUCUUGCAAGGGAAGCAGCAGUAAUAAAUACCACUGCAGUCUUAAGAUUGCGUGUGAGUGGUGUUCUGAAAGAAUGCCUUUCUCAUUUUUGUUUUUCAAAUGGGCUUAUUCAUAAAAAUUACGUGAAUGAGAUUAUCAAUGAAGGUUGCCUUGGGGUUUUUUGAUCCAGUUAAUUACCUCCAAGUGCAUCAUGAAUGGGGCCCAUUGUGAAUAACGCAGAGCCUUGGCAGAUAAUGCACGACCUAGGAAGAGCAGUAAUCUGCUGUAUGAGGGCUGUCUGCUCGUAAACUUGCAUCUGCAUGUGGGGUUGCACAGGAAACGGAGCCCUACCUCUGGUGGCACUAAUAACUCAGUGUGAUGCAUACAGUAGGAAUAUUCUUGCCCCUUUUCAAAGAAAUGCAAAGGCUGAAUACCAUUUGUUCUUCUAAUAUUAGCUCAUGAAAGGGAAACCCAUGUGUGGUUGGGACAGCUUCAAGGUUUCAUUCUAAUUUAGCCUGGGUCUAAGCUGUUUUAGCAGAGCUAUCUGAAAGACCAUGUUUUUAAUGAAAGGGGUACUGUUGUUGUUAUAAUAUGUAUUUUUAAUCAACAUUCUUAAUAUAUUGUUUUAAAUCCAUUACUGCUUAAUUACUUUUUCUUUGUUUUCAGCGGUUUCCAUUUUAUCUGUGUUUUGUAUUUUUUGCCUGUUAUCCGCCUUCAUCCCUGGUCUGGGGAAAGGGCAUGGUAUAAAGAAAUAUAAUAAAAAUUGAAAUUUAUCAGGACUAACGGCAGGCACAAUGACGAGCGCUAUGGCAGCUGGCAGGCGUAGAUUUGCGAUGUGCUCGUUGUGCCAGACGUAGAACACAUAAUCAAUACCUGGCCUGUGUGAUAACUGGGCAGCAGGUCCUUCUGCCACGAUGCUGUUUUGUUAACAUUUCCCGUGGCACAACCUCUUUAUUGCACAGUUCGUUUAUCAUUAAGAUAAUGACAUUAUGAAUCAGAAUGAGUUGAGUAGAUCAUUUACAGUGGAAUCCCAUGCUUGGGAACAUGGGGGGAGGUUGCAUUACAUUUUGAACCGGGCUAUUGGUCCAUCUAGCUCAGGAUGGUCUACACUGAGUAGCAGCAACAGCUGUCCAGAGUUUCAGAUGGAGGACACUCCCAGCCGUAUCUGGAGAUGCCAGAGAUUGAACCUGAGGCCUCCUUCAUUCAAAGUAGAUGCUUGACCACUAGUGCUUGCAGCCCUUGUCAAUGUCUACUCAGAAGGAAGUCCCACUGAGUUCAAUAUGGCUUACUCUCAGGACAGUGGAGUUGUAACCUUAAACUCCCCAGGUAUCAGUAUCACCAACAGGUAUUCUGCACAAACCACAGAUGACGUCAUAAAAUUGUUCCUUGGACUGUGUAGCCAUAGAUGGUAGUUGAACACUGGAGUGUUUACCCAUUAAAAAUUGAAGAGAUUGUCUCCUCCCCUCCCCCCCAGUCAGCCAGCCUUCCCCAAACUGUUGCAAUCCAGAUAUUGAUGGGUGAAAGCUCUCAUCAGUCACAGCCAGCAUGGCCAAUGGUCAUGGUCAAUGGGGGCUGGAAUAAGCAUUUGGACCACACAUAAUUGCAGUCUAAAAUAUAUGGGGGAAAUUGCUAUAGCUCAGUGCAUAAUCCUUGCAUGGUAAAGAUCCUGGGUUUAGUUCCUAGCAUAUGGCUGCCUGAAUCCCCGGAGAGCUGCUGCCAGUCAGUAUAUAGACAAGGCUGUGCUAGAUAAGGACCUAAGAGGCUGCUGGAUCAGGCCAGUGGCCUAUCUAGUCCAACAUCCUGUUCUCACAGUGGCCAACCAAGUAGGAGCUAAGCACAAGAGCGUCCUUCCCUCCUGUGGUUUCCACCAACUGGUAUUCAGAAGCAUUUCUGCUACUGUGGAGGGCAGAGCAGAAUCUUUAUGGGCCAAUAGCCAUCAAUAGCCUUUUCGUGCAUGAAUUUGUCUAAUCCUCUUUUUAAGCCAUCCAAGUUGGUACUUUUGAAGAAGUACUUUCUUUGAUCAGUAAUGGAUUUUCCAACAGAUGGACCCAUGGCCUCACUCAGUGUAAGGCAACUUCUCAUGUUCCUGUGCAAAGCAGUGCAGUCCUGGGGCAGUUUUUAACCUGAUAUUUGUCAGUUCUCUUGAAAUGUAGUCCUUUUCUCUUUUGUCUCUCUUCCAGGUUCCUGUUGCAUGCAAAUCCUGUCCGUGCGGCUAUAUAUUUAUCAGUCGAAAACUCUUGCAUGCUAAACGUUCUGAAAGGCUGCCGUCCUCAGGUACUUUUCUACUUGAUGGUUUUGCUUAGAUUGUUGUGGUUUUAAAAGAGUACAGCUGAAGGGGAAGGAUUAAGUAGUGUCCCCACCCUCCAGGAUAUCCCUGGGUGCCAGCUUCCACUCCUGGCUCCUGGCACAGACCAAGACUGCUAUACAUCUCUACUAUAUAAUAUCUGUUUUGUCCGGGUGUUGUAAUGGGUAUUCUGCUGCUGGCAUAUCAGUUGGGCAAAAUGUGGGUUUUCUUUUGACACGGAGGUUCAGAAAUGUUUUCUGUCUCUGGCUUUGUUUACCCAACCCUUUCCCUACCUCCUUCCUCUGCUUUCUUCUGUAUCUCUUGUACAGUGGUACCUCGGGUUAAGAACUUAAUUCAUUCUGGAGGUCUGUUCUUAACCUGAAACUGUUCUUAACCUGAAGCACCACUUUAGGUAAUGGGGCCUGCCGCUGCGCCGCCACUGCACAAUUUCUUUUCUCAUCCUGAAGCAAAGUUCUUAACCCUGGGUUAGCAGGGUCUGUAACCUGAAGCGUAUGUAACCCGAGGUACCACUGUACUCCUUUUCAUUUAUGCCAACUCCUGCCUGUUUGAUGAGUUCUCUCUUUCUCUUUCUCUUUCUCUUUCUCCCUUUCCCUUCCUUCCUUUCUUACCAGCCAUUUGAUUUUUAACCAAUUUCUGUCAACCUGUUGCCCUUCAGAUGCUUUAGACUGCAUUUCCCAUCAGCCUUCUGAUGGGAAUUUUAGUUCUAAGCAUUUGGAGGGUGCCACUAGCUUGGCAAAAGCUGCUCUUACUUCCUGUACACCUCUGCUCCUGUUUUCUUUCUGGUUCAGCAAUUUGGGUAUUAUUCAUUGUGCAGAUUGUGGCAAGAAAAAGGCGGAUCGGUUUGGUUACGUGAUCUUUUGAAGAAUUGGAUUUAGGAAGAAAAGCAUCACUGGUUAUAGAGGCAAUUUCAUUUUGACAUUUAUGCUUUGUGAAUAAUAUCACUUUAAAAAUAGCUGGGUGAAGAGGCUGGGGUGGUGCAGAUAAACACUAUGGUGGAGUCAAAGGGCUCACAUUGAGCAAUGUCAGAGAAGCAGAUCUUAAAAUGUACAGUAUCAUAAUAACGGUGGUGAUAAUGUGUUGAAACAGAAAGCAGAAGUGAAGCUAAGAGGAGACGGACAGAGAGAGUCACAAGAGAGAGGAUAAACUCCGUGGUAAAUAAAGAUUUAGAAAACAGGAGAAGAUCCAGAUCAAACAGCCAUUCGGAUCACAGUAGAAGAGGAAGAGGACGACCAAAGACCACCUCAGCGAAAAAACACGAGGAGGAAAGAGGUAUAAAAGGCAGAGAGGUGCUGCUUGCUGAUCUUAGCAUGCUGUAGAGGCCACAAGCAUGUGAGGGUCUGUGAAUUUCUUUCCCCCUCACACACACGAGGAAGAAGGGGAGGGGAACUUCCUUUUUGCCUUUGUGAUGAUUUCCUCAUUUUGGGGACUGUUGUGGUAGGGAAGGCAAACAUCCUUCCUUCUGAGGAAAUUAGAGUUGUUUUAUAAGCUAUGCUUUCAGUGCUGCCUUGUGAACCUACCCAGCCUUUGCUUCUGAGGCUUCCUCUUACUUGCAGAGAUAAUCACUGGGUGGGAAAUGGAAGAGGUCAAAACAUCAAACACCCCAUCACAUUUCCAGUGUCAAAUCUAGAUUGGGCAGGUCAGGGAGUGGGGGAGCAGGAUACUGUCACUGGCUUCAUGUGAGGCACAAUGCAAAGUCACAUUGGCACAGGGCAGGAUCCUGGUGGCCACAGCAAACCGCCAGUCAGAUAUAGUGGACCGCUGAGGAUCAAGCUUAAACACUGAUGUGGUUUGCCAAUGGUAAACUGUGGCUUGUCGUGAAUGAGACAGCCUGCUUGUGCCACUGUGGCUGUUUUGCUCCUCCUCAAGUCUUACUGCUGCCACCACACUAGCCAUGGUUUGGCUUAGUGUUUCGUGCAAACCUGGGCUCAUGGCUUGUCUCAUUCUGAACAAACCAUGUUUUUUUCCUUGGCAUGUUCCAAACAAACCACAAGCCUGGGUUCAGAUGCAUUGCUAAGCCAGGCCACGUCUUAACUCAUAGCCACAGGAGUGGGGGAGGAGUGAAGCAGCUACAGUCGUCGCCCUGUGCACCCUGCAUACAUGUCCGUCUGUGGUAAGCCAUAGUUUGGCUUACAGUGGCAUGCAAAUGAAGCCAUUAUGAUGAUUAUAAAAUCAAGGCAGUCCCAGCUGUGAGUGCAGUAAGUAGGACAAAUAAAAGAAAGCCUGCUAAGAAAUUGCUGAGUUACGGCACUUCAAAGAUUUCUGACUUGAAGUGCAGUUUGUAAUAUAUCCUGCCCCCUCCCCCUGGCCACCUAAAAUAUAAAGGUAAAGGUACCCCUGCCCGUACGGGCCAGUCAUGUCCAACUCUAGGGUUGCACACUCAUCUCGCUCAAGAGGCCGGGAGCCAGCGCUGUCCGGAGACACUUCUGGGUCACGUGGCCAGCGUGACUAAGCGGCAUCUGGCGAGCCAGCACCAGCGCAGCACAUGGAAACGCCGUUUACCUUCCCGCUAUAAAGCGGUACCUAUUUAUCUACUUGCACUUAGGGGUGCUUUCGAACUGCUAGGUGGGCAGGAGCUGGGAUCGAAUGACGGGAGCUCACCCCGCCGCUGGGAUUCGAACCGCCGACCUUGUGAUCAGCAAGUCCUAGGCUCUGAGGUUUUACCCACAGCGCCACCUGCGUCCCUACCACCUAAAAUAUACCUCCUAGCUUUUCCUUUCUUCAGGUUUAGGUUGUCUCAAAAAUUACAGGGGUCUGUUUUGGUAAAAUUUCUGUUUUUCUUUAACUAUUUGGUUCAUUAAAGUAAUGUUCUCAUUUCUGAAAAAUUGGCUCAUAAAUUAAGGAGAUCUUGGGGUGCAACUGAACUUAUGGAUUCUGCCUCUCUUUGGCAGCUGUGUUUCUUAUGACAGGCCGAUCAUGGGUGUUCAUACCAGUUGUUUUGUCUUUUCUGUAUAUCUGGUUGGUUUUUUUAAUCCAAUGUGUAGUCUCUUGAGAAUGUACUUUAUUUUAUGAGAUAAUGGUUGUGAACCCUGUUUGUUUUGUACAGUUUUUUUAUUUUAAAAAGAGUUCAUAUUUCUUACUUGGAUGUUACUUUCACUUCAUAAUAAAGCCUUGAAAAUUAUAUAUUAAAAAUACCUGACACAUUAAUAACAUUAACUGUUAAAACCUCAUUUUUCAUGGUGUAUACAUCUGAGUCACAAUCUGUUCAUUUUAUCUCUAUGCGACGCGGCUGUAUAUAACUAGAAUGGCUGAAAUGACCUAAACGAGGGUCAUUCUUUUAUAGGAAGGUAUCUGUCUUCACAUAAUCUUCAUAUUGGCAAAGUGCACAGCAUAAUUAAUUGCAUGGCUUAAAUCAACAGAGCGAUUAUUGACCGCUGUCAGGUUUUAUACAAGCCGGUUUUUCUUCAUGGGGGGAAUGUGGCUAAAUAUAUUUAGACCAACACAGCAAAAAGUGUGUUCGUCUGCGUGUCCAAUUCCCACUUUUAAAAAGUAGCUGAAAUAAUACUUGGCUCAUGCAGUGCCUUUUCUUUUUCUGCAGAGAAACAAGAGAAAGAAGUCGACAUGUAUGCAAACCUAUCUGACGAAAAGGCUUUCGUAUUUUCCGUGGCCUUGGCAGAAAUAAACAGAAAAAUAAUCAACCAGAGGCUUAUUCUGUGAUUGCCUGGCCCAGGACCUAUGCAUGCUAUGGUGUUUAAGCCAGGCAGUGGAUUUCGAACUGUCGGUGGCCUCUCAAGCAAGGAAUGCCGCUGCCUGCCUUAGUGAAGGCUGUAUGUCUCUUUUCCUUGCUGACCUUCUGCUGCGGCUGCUGCUCUUUGGAUCAUGCAGACUUCUUGUUCCAGCUAAUUGUCAAGAAGGAAGACGACCAGCACUUUGCUUGGGGCGGGGGAAGAAAUCAAAAUCUGAUGAACAUGGCAUCUUGAAGAACUCAACAGAGUUGUUAAAAACUGUUCUUUUGAACACUUCUGCAAUUAAAAUGCAAUGUUUUAAUUAAUUUAAAUCUCCUUCACCAUAGAGGUCAGAUUUUGCAGCUUUAUUGAAGCUUACAUGUACAUAGUUAAGCUAACUUCUUAAUAAAUUGAUAUUCUGGUGUUUGUUUUUAUUAAUCUGCUGAAUUGAUCUGGGAGCCAUAGC